GAAGGCAAAGAAAGCACACAGCAAGAGACGUGUGUGACAUCCGGUGUGCUUGCGGACAGUAACGGUUGUGGAUACAAAAACCCGUAAACCUCACAACUUUUUUGAAAAACAACAACACUCGGGAUGUCUUCCAUGGUGCCAAUCAAGAUUGGAAUAAUCGGUGGUUCAGGCCUCGAUGAUCCGGAUAUCUUGGAGGGGAGGACCGAGCGUUAUGUUGACACACCGUAUGGAAAGCCGUCCGAUGCUCUGAUUCUGGGGAAGAUAAAAAAUGUGGAAUGUGUUCUCCUUGCAAGGCAUGGGAGACAACACACCAUAAUGCCGUCUAAUGUUAACUACCAGGCCAACAUCUGGGCACUGAGAGAAGAGGGCUGCACACAUCUGCUGGCCACCACAGCCUGUGGCUCACUGCGGGAGGAGAUUCAGCCGGGAGACAUUGUCAUCAUAGAUCAGUUCAUUGACAGGACUACCAAGAGAGCUCAGACGCUGUAUGACGGACAGCCCACCAGUCCAACCGGAGUGAGUCACAUCCCCAUGGCUGAGCCUUUCUGCAACAAAACCAGAGAGGUGCUGGUGGAGGUGGCGCGGAGCCUUGGCGUAAAGUGUCACGUUCGAGGGACAAUGCUGACUAUCGAGGGGCCGCGCUUUUCCUCUCGGGCCGAAAGCCUGAUGUUCCGCCAGUGGGGCGCCGACGUCAUCAACAUGACCACGGUGCCAGAGGUGGUCCUCGCCAAGGAGGCCGGCUUGUGCUACGCCAGCAUUGCCAUGGCAACAGACUAUGACUGUUGGAAGGAGCACGAGGAGGCGGUCUGCGUUGACAACGUGAUGAAAACAAUGAAGGAGAACGCCAACAAAGCCAGCAGCAUCCUGUUGACUGCAAUACCCCAGAUUAGUCAGAUGGACUGGGCUCAGACGAUGAAGACCUUGAAGUCAAUGGCACAAUCGUCUGUAAUGUUACCUAAACAUUAAGCCUGGAGAAAAGAAAGUCAAAAGGGAGAAGAACAGAGACGCCAACGCACGGACAACACACUCAACUCUGGCUGUGGAUCCAUCAUCAGUGAAUCACAAACAAGUGCCUCACGUGAAGAAAGCAUGCGCUCUUUAGCUGGAGUCUCACUGUUCCUUCUUGACUCAAAACACUCGUAAGCAUCGCCACAGUUCACUCAGCAACCCACAGCGUUUACAACAUCAACGCAGAAGUCUUCUAAUCAUUAUUCUAGACGUUCAUUUUUUGUGUAUUUGUAGCUUUUGUUUUCUGUAAACAUUCAAAUUUCUAUAUUUGUAAUGUAAUUCAUUGGUGUCUUUUACUGUUAGUGCAGGAUACAAAAUAAUACUUUGCUAGUUCAACACAUGAAUACAUUGUUACUGCCUUAGUUACAACACAUAUAGUCUUUAUGUUCAAUUUGAAGUAAUAGAUUUUCUUCUAGUAAAAUUGUUUAAUUGCCUGUUUACAUUUCAGGAAAAUGUAUUCUUAUUUCCCAUAUCGACUGAAAUUGACGACUUUUUGUACACUUAAUGUUUGAUACGACCUACGAAUCAUCAGCAUAAUGAAAGGGGCCUGUGAUGCACCGGGCCUUCUGUUACUUCCCUUUUCUUAUCUGCAAUACAGCAUCUGCUCACCUGAAUUUCAUCACACCCGACAGUAUCUACAAAUACUUAAUGGCUUGUUUUUUGUUUUCUGUUGGCUUGUCGCUACCAAAUGGACGCAUUAUGCAGACAUUAGCUCCAUUUAAAAUCUACAAUGAUUUGUGCUUGAAAAACAUUAAAACGGAUCCAAAUGAA
Pungitius pungitius (ninespine stickleback) is the source of this 1779-nucleotide messenger RNA. It is a transcript of the gene mtap, whose product is annotated as methylthioadenosine phosphorylase. The coding region runs from base 124 to 966 and encodes 280 amino acids. Gene Ontology annotation, biological process: nucleoside metabolic process. Gene Ontology annotation, molecular function: S-methyl-5-thioadenosine phosphorylase activity. NCBI's taxonomy places the organism in Eukaryota, Metazoa, Chordata, Actinopteri, Perciformes, Gasterosteidae. The transcript has 8 exons. The record is from RefSeq and is a predicted model, not a curated record. Gene Ontology annotation, cellular component: cytosol.